Micropterus salmoides (largemouth bass) is the source of this 3902-nucleotide messenger RNA. It is a transcript of the gene pbxip1b, whose product is annotated as pre-B-cell leukemia homeobox interacting protein 1b. Lineage: Eukaryota; Metazoa; Chordata; Actinopteri; Centrarchiformes; Centrarchidae. The record is from RefSeq and is a predicted model, not a curated record. The coding region runs from base 163 to 2874 and encodes 903 amino acids. The transcript has 11 exons.
GUCUGUGAUUGGACGAGAGGCGUGUGGAUCACGCAAGUUCAGGAGGCAAGUUCUUAAGUUGGAUGGAGAGACUCAGAAGUAGCUGCUGUAUGUGUGACAGACUGUGGCGUUUGAAGUAAAGCGGUACCACGCCACGGAGAAAGGCAAAGCCUCUAGGGGGCCAUGUCAGGUGGCAGCAGUGCUAACAACAGCUGGACCAUCCUCACUCCUGAGGAGACUGUCGCUGAAACCCUGAAGCCUUUGGCAGAGGAGACCGAGCACCAUGAAGAAAGCCUUACAUCUAUAUCAGGUUCUGGGGAGAACCACCCUGAAAAUGGUGCAGAGUUUGCAGAGGGGCGGAUCCCUGUGGAUGGUCACCUGGUAUUAGAAGAAAAAACUGCAGAGCUAAAUGGAGACAGAAGCACAGAGCAACACACCGCCUUAUCUGAUGCCACCCCUGUUCACACCUUUUUGGAAGUAUCUGACAGCUUUGUCCCUGGCAAGGAUGCAUUCAGCAGGUCAGAGCAACUACCUGACUCCUACGCCCACAUAACCCCCUCCCCUGAUGAGCCCCCAGCCUCACUGCUGAGCACAGAGACUCUGGGAGGGGUGGAGUUUACACAGGAGGAAGAGAGGCUCGCAGAGGAAGGAAUGCGGCAUCCGUUAAACGGGGAUGGGCUACAACAGGAAGGGGAGGAGUCAGAUCUGUCUCUGAGGACGAUUGAUGUAGGGAAACAGGCAGACUCCCCUGUGGCUACAGAAGAGAGUGACGAGAGGACUGAGAAGAUGGGAGAGGAAGGAGAGCCAGAGGUGAGGAGAAGGAGGUCUCUCUUAGCAGCUCUGGAGCGGAUCGGAAGGACAGAGGAGGAAGAGGAAGGAGAGGAAGAGUUCCAGCUGCCACAGCGCGACGAAGACAGCGGGUUCUCUGUGAACAAGUGCAUCCUGGGUGCUGUCAUUCUGGUAGGCCUUGGCACCAUCUUUUUCUCAGGUGUCUUCAUGGACCUGAAUGAGGAGAGUGAUUAUGUGACAAGGGAGCUGAAAGACGCAGAGUUACCAGGGAAACAGGAGUGGCUUAAUCCAGAGGUUCCUCCACCGCCAGUAGAUGCUGACAGUACAGAGCUUCUAAAUAAGCUACAAGCCCAACUUCAGGCACAGAAAGAAGAGCUAAAUGUAGCCAAGGGACAGGCAGCAGAGGGAGCAAAGGAGCGGCUGCGGUGGGAGGAGGUGGAGAAGGAAAACAGUAGGUUGAAGAAAGAGAUGGCAUCUCUCCCUGUCCUUCAGAAAGAGAACGAGAGGAUGAAGAGAGAGCUGGAGUCUGUCCCGGCCCUACAGAAAGAACUAGAAACACUGAGAUCUACUGUGACUGAUUUAAAACUCUCCUCAGUAACCAGCAAAGCAGUUCAAGCACCUGUGAAGCCUACUACAUCGCCCUCCAGUGGCCAGCCAGAGGACAGCACGCAGGACACCACUGGAUCUACAGACAGACAGGCUAGGAAGCCAUGGGAUGAACAGAGGGAGAAAAAGAAAGAUAAAAAUGACAUGGGUGAGAAGAAGGAGGGGAAAGAGAGAGAAAAAUCUGAAUGGAUGGAAAGAGAGAAACAGGAGCGCAAAGAUGGAGGUAAAGCCGAAUGGAAAAAGGGAAAGUUUGACAAGGAGAAGGAUAAGGAAGGUAAGCUAAAGAGGCACAGUGAUGAGCCAAGACAACGGAAGGAAAAAGACUGGAAGAAAGAAAAGACUAGCAGAGGUGAUGAAGGAAAGCCAUGGAAGGAUAGGGAAGCAAAGAAAGAGUGGAUAGAAAAUGGUAAGAGAAAAGAAUUGAAGGAGGAGAAAUACUGGAAAAAGGCAAAGCAUGAGCAAGUGAAGGAGGAUCAACAAUGGAGUGGAAAGGAGGAGAAGGAAUGGAAGGUAGAAAAUAACCAGGGAAAGAAGGGCAAGGAGGAAUGGAAGGGAGAGAAGGAAUGGAAGAAAGGGAAAGAUGGCUUCAAGGAAAGUGGCAAAGAGAAAUGGGAGAAAAAAGAUUGGAAAGAAAAGAGAGAGUGGAAGAAAGACAAUGACUGGAAGAGUAAAAACGGCAAAGAUCAUAGUAAAGAAGGGAAAGGAAAGGGUGAAAGGAAACAGUGGGAGGAGAGCAAACAUCAUGGUAAAGAAAGGAAGGGAAAGGAUGAGGGGAAACACUGGAACGAGAACAAGUGGAAAAGUAAAGAUGAUAAGGAAUGGAAGAGGAAGGAUGAGAGCAAACAGUGGGAAGAGAAAGAAGAGCAUUGGAAGAGAGGACAGAAAGAAAACAAGCACAAUGGAAACUGGGAAAAGGACAGAUCAAGCUCCCAGAAACACAAAGAAGAGCACAAAUUUACCAGUAAUCAUGGCCACAAGGAAGAGCAUCUGUGGGGAGACAGAAAACCUCCUCACACACACCGACGACCCUCCCUGGAGCAGCCCGAGUACUGGGUCCAGCAGAGAGACCGCCUCCAGCACAACCUCAAACCCCCACAGAAGUGCGACUCACUGGAGACCUGUGCUCAGGCCGAGGGCCUGCUCCCUGUCCCCUUCCCUGAGUUCGAGGCCGUCCUCCAAACAUACCUGGCCAAGGCAGAGGAAGUGGGAGUGGAUGAAUUCAAAAGAGAAGAGCUCAAAAAAUUAGCUGCCGAAUUCUUCAAGACAGGAGUGUUUGUUCAUGACCAGAUGCGCUUUCAAGAGUUCGUUGAGGAUUUGGUAGAUAUCUUGGAAGACAUGGUGGAAGAGGGAGGGGAAGAGGAGGGGGAUAGUGCCAUAGAGGAAGAAAUGGAGGGGUUUGAAAGAGAAGUCAUGAAAAAGUUUUCAGUGCCAGGAGCUGGAGAGAAAGGGGAGAGAUCCAAAGGGGAGUGGGGGAAGGGGAGCGAACGAGGACGUGGCUGAUUAAGCGAUGGAUUUGAUGGAUCUGUUAAGAAGAGGUAAAAGACGGAUGAGAGGCUAUUCAAAGGGAACAUUUUACUUGCAUACAAGUAUACAUUUAUCAUGCUGACAUCCUUUUUACAGGAUCUUAUUUUACCCCUUCCAUCUGUCAGGCAAGAAGUUCUACUUUGGAUUUAAGUUCAUUGUUUUGGGUUGUUUUUAUAUUUUACCUCGCACAUUAGUGCUAAAAUACACCCUUUGCAUAUGGGGGAUUUAACCUGUUAGAUUGAGUUGGAUGUUACUCUGCUGUAUAGUCUUAUUCACACAUUACCACUCUUCCUCUGCAAACAGCACUAUGCACUGUUAAGGUCUAGCUAUUCACUGAUCAACAGUAUGUACUGUAUCUACAGUAUGCCAUCUUUAUGUAUUAGUGGCUUAACCUGUGUCUUAAUCUCAGAUUAUCUUUAGAUCAUUAGCAAACAGUUUGUAUAAAGGGUGGAGCAAGGUGAACUGCUGGAAAAAGGUUUAGUGAAUAUUUUAUGUGAAAUAAGUCUGGAUUGAUCUUGUCUGGGGUUUUAUUUAAAUGUUUGUACAUAUUGCAUAAAAUAUGUUUAAGAACUAUGCUAUAGUGCAGAAAUAUAUAACUAACUUAUAGAGGUUGCCAUAAUAUAGAUUAAAAAAAUAAUUGGUUGGCGCAUAUCAUGUUGAGCACGAAUGCUUCUUUUCAGGUACAGAACUUAUGUGCACUAAUGUCCUUAAUUAUUGUUUUACUAUGAAUGCAGCAUUUGUUUUGAUUGAUUAGGCUGGCCAUGGCACUUAGAAAACAUGCUUUUUGUAAACUUUCUUAUGUUUAUAUGCUAAUUUAUGAAGUGUUGCUGAUUCAAGGGUCUACAGCCACAUAGAUGUUUUUCAGUGUAUCAAUUCUGAACCACAUGCUGUGCGGGCUUUGUGGCAGCAUAGAGAAUACUGUGUGUUAGGUUAGGAUGUUCAUAUUUGCUACUAUUACUGUCGUAAGAACAUAAUAAAUUUGGCGCAACCCUGUGAUGAAAUAA